GAUGUGAAUGUCAAACACUCGUGCUGAGUUGAUGUUCGCUCUUCGUAAAAAUAACGUAACACCCCACGUCCGAUCACAAGUUCCACUGUUUCAUUAAAUUUUGUUUAAAUUUCUUAAGAAAACCGACAGUUCUUUCGAAAAUGAUGCAUUUGCGCUCCGUUGCUAGUCUAUCCUUGAGAAAUAUUCGGCAAAUCUCAAACACCGUCGGCGUGCGAAAUGCAGAAGCCGCCGUCGCCUCCGCAGCAGAAAAAUUAACCAUUCCCGUUCCGGAAGGAGCGGAAAAGCCGGCAAACCCCAAGCUGGUGUCCAUUGUGGACAGUAUCGCCACCCUGAAUCUACUCGAAGUGUCCGAGCUGAGUGGUCUGCUGAAGAAGAAGCUCAAUCUUCCCGAUGCUGCAAUGAUGCCGGCAGGAUUUGGCGCUGGUUUUGCCGCUCCUGCAGCGCCAGUUGACGAGGAAGAAGCCGCCCCCAAAGUGGUGAAGACCACCUUCAAAGUUAAGCUGGUCAAAUUCGACGACAAGCAGAAGGUGGCGCUUAUCAAGGAAGUCAAAAACCUGCUGGAGGGAAUGAACCUGGUGCAGGCGAAGAAAUUCGUCGAAAGUGCCCCAACGAUUGUAAAGGAAGAUAUCCCGAAAGACGAGGCGGAAAAGCUGAAAGAAGCGUUUACCAAAGUGGGUGCGGUUAUUGAAAUAGAAUAGAUAUGUCUUAAGAAUUUUGUAGUUGAAUAAAAAUGGGAGCCGAAAAUAUGUUUUA
Messenger RNA from Aedes aegypti (yellow fever mosquito), 753 nucleotides. It is a transcript of the gene mRpL12, whose product is annotated as 39S ribosomal protein L12, mitochondrial. Gene Ontology annotation, molecular function: structural constituent of ribosome. Lineage: Eukaryota; Metazoa; Arthropoda; Insecta; Diptera; Culicidae. Gene Ontology annotation, biological process: mitochondrial transcription; translation. Gene Ontology annotation, cellular component: mitochondrial large ribosomal subunit; ribosome. The record is from RefSeq and is a predicted model, not a curated record. The coding region runs from base 141 to 698 and encodes 185 amino acids. The transcript has a single exon.